UCGUCGCCUCGUCGUCGCCGUGCCGCCUCGCCAUCGCCGCUGCCACCUCGUCGUCGACAAGUCUGAACCCAGGUUAGAUCGCCGCCGCGUCUCGUGACCACGCCGUCGCCGUGUCCCCCUAGUGCUACCGCCGUCGCCGUCGAUGCUUGUCCUGCUAUGGAACCCAUCUGUUUAGGGAAUGAGGAUUUUGCAGGUUGGUGCAGCCAAUUUUGAGGCAAAACUCCAGCCUCAUCUACUUUGGACCCUUGAUCAGGAACCCAACGCGCGAACCCAUCGCCGGAGAGCAGCUGCUGCCGCUGCCGCCGCUUAUCCUCACCGUCGCCGUGGACUUCAUAAUUUCGGAAAAGCGCCUAAAAAGCUUUCAGAUAUGUCUCGAAUCUGCGUGAAGAAUCUCCCAAAGUAUGCCAAUGAAGAUCGUAUCAGAGAUUUCUUCUCUCGUAAAGGAGAGAUUACUGAUGCCAAGCUCAUGAGAACAAAAGAUGGGAAGAGCAGGCAAUUUGCUUUCGUAGGGUUUCGGACAGAGCAGGAGGCUGAAGAGGCUUUGAAGUUCUACAAUAAUUCUUAUAUGGAUACUUGCAGGCUUACAUGUGAGGUUGCUCGUAAAGUUGGUGAUCCUAAUAUUCCUCGCCCAUGGAGUCGAUAUUCUGCCAAGGAAGAGAACUCCUCAAAUCAAAGCAAGAAAAACUUGGUUGGGGAUAAAUCUCAAAACUUGCAAAAAGGCCUCCCUCUUUCCAAGAAUGAGGCAAAAAACUCCCAGAACAGUGAGAAUAAUGAUCCUCAACUUCAAGAGUUUCUACAAGUUAUGCAGCCACGUGCAAAAUCAAAGAUUUGGGCGGAUGAUACUUUAAGGACUGCUCAACUUGACAAAGGUGGCAAAGCUAAUGAGGAAGGACGCCUUUCCAAGAGUAAGAAAAAGCAAAGCAUUAAUGAAAAUGAAUUUCCUCAGGAAACUUCAUCAAGUCCUGCACUUAAAGGAUGCUCUGAAACUAAUCUAAUAAAACAAGCAGAUGAAACUGUUCGUGAUGAUGACAUUUCUGACAUGGAUUAUUUUAAAAGUCGGGUUAAGAAGGAGUGGUCAGAUUCUGAAACUGAUGACGAGGGGCUUGCUGGUACAAAGAGCCAGGACACUGAGCUUGAAUCUGAAGCUAACCCUUCUAAAAUGGAGGAAGCUCAGACUCAUGGAGGAAUUAAUCAUGAUGAGGAGGACAAGAACGAAAAUCCUAAUGAGAAUCCUAUGACGCUUACUAGAGAUGACAAGAAUGAUUUUGAUACCGGUCGUCUAUUUAUCCGCAAUCUUCCGUACACCGCAAAUGAAGAUGAGUUGCUCGAGCUCUUUAGCCAGUUUGGUGAUGUUUCACAAGUCCACCUUGUAGUCGACAAGGAUACAAAACGAUCUAAAGGCAUAGGAUAUGUGCUUUUCAAGCUUCCUGAAUGCGCAGUCAGGGCAAUGGAAGAAUUAGACAACUCAAUAUUCCAGGGAAGAUUGCUGCAUAUUAUGCCGGCGAAGCCACAAAAACUGUCUACUGAGAAACUAGAGUCUGAUAUUGGCCAAGAUAAGAAAAGUUUUAAACAACGACGGGAGGACCAAAGGAAAGCAUCUGAAGCUAGUGGUGAUACGCGCGCUUGGAAUAGUUUCUUCAUACGUCCAGACACUGUUGUUGAAUACAUUACUAGGAAACAUGGCAUCAGUAAAAGUGAUUUGCUUGAAAGAGAAGCAGAUGAUCUUGCAGUUCGAAUUGCACUUGGGGAAACACAAGUGGUAGCAGAGACCAAAAGGUCCUUAUCUAGUGCAGGUAUUAAUGUAGCUGUCUUAGAAGAGUUUGCUUCUAAGAAGAACGACAACAUCAAAAGAAGCAACCACAUAAUACUAGUUAAGAACUUGCCUUAUGGUUCAAGUGAGGGAGACCUUGCUAAUAUGUUUGGAAAAUUUGGAACUAUAGAGAAGAUCGUUCUUCCCCCAACAAAAGCAUUGGCCUUGGUGAUUUUUCUUGAAGCAGCUGAAGCUCGAUCAGCUUUUAAGGGCUUGUGUCCUUACAUGCAUGCUCCCUUGUACCUGGAGUGGGCCCCUGGCGACAUACUAGCUCCUAACCAGAAAUCAGAACAAGAUGAACCGAGCGAUACAGUUUAUGAACAAAGCAGUAAGAAUGUCUCACUUGAGCAGACCUUGGAAGGCAUACUGGAAGAGGAUAUUGAUCCAGACAGGGUUGAGUCAAGGUCUGUCUUUGUCAAGAACUUGAAUUUCAAGACAUCUGAUGAGUCCCUGAAAAAGCACUUCAACAAUAACAUAAAGAGCGGAAGCAUAAAAAGCGCCAUGGUAAAAAAGCAUGUUAAAAAUGGAAAGAAUGUCUCCAUGGGUUUUGGGUUUAUUGAAUUCGAUUCAAUUGAGACAGCAACAAACAUAUGCAAGGAUUUGCAGGGAACUGUUCUUGAUGGGCAUGCUCUCAACUUACAACUUAGCCGUUCUAAGAGAGAAGGUCAGGUUCCAAAGAAAAAAGAUAAAGAUCUUAGUUCGACCAAACUACUUGUAAGAAAUGUGGCAUUCGAGGCAACUGAGAAAGAUCUGAGGCAAUUAUUUAGUCCUUUUGGCCAGGUCAAGAGCUUAAGAUUGCCAAUGAAGUUCGGUGGCCAUAGAGGUUUUGCAUUCGUGGAGUUCGUCACAAAGCAAGAGGCUCAGAAUGCUUUCCAAGCUCUUUCAAGCACUCAUCUCUAUGGCCGUCACCUGGUUCUAGAGCGAGCUAAAGAGGGAGAAAGUUUGGAAGAAUUGCGAGCGAGAACUGCUGCCCAAUUUGUAGAUGAGCAAAAUGGAUUCCAGAAGCUGUCGAAGAAAAGAAAAUUGAGUAUAUUUGAUGAAAGCGAUGUCAAAUCUGCAAGGAUAUAGGAAUAUUUUUCUCUUCUUUUGGCGGUGAUAUAAUUUUUUGUUUUCGGUGCAAAAAUGCAAUUUCAAUCGUAAUAUUAUGCUGUGUAAUUUUUUUAUUAUACCUUUGUUCCCUCUGAGGAGCAUAGCAAAUUUGUAGUGUUGCGAUCGUCAACUUCAUAUUAUGUAGUUUCCUGUGUAUUUCCCUCGAAGCAAUUUUGUAACGUUAUUUCUUAAUCAAAUUUUUUU
Molecule: messenger RNA, 3103 nt
Organism: Asparagus officinalis (garden asparagus)
Lineage: Eukaryota; Viridiplantae; Streptophyta; Magnoliopsida; Asparagales; Asparagaceae
Product: multiple RNA-binding domain-containing protein 1
Exons: 16
Coding region: 179-2878 (899 amino acids)
Molecular function (GO): RNA binding
Source: RefSeq, a predicted model, not a curated record